This is a messenger RNA of Carassius gibelio (silver crucian carp), 2306 nucleotides long. Its product is annotated as cytotoxic granule associated RNA binding protein TIA1-like. Gene Ontology annotation, molecular function: mRNA binding. The transcript is spliced from 11 exons. Bases 226 to 1254 code for a protein of 342 amino acids. Lineage: Eukaryota; Metazoa; Chordata; Actinopteri; Cypriniformes; Cyprinidae. Gene Ontology annotation, cellular component: cytosol. The record is from RefSeq and is a predicted model, not a curated record.
AGAAGACGACAGGGGGCAGUAAUCGGUUUCGUUCUUCAGGAACAACAGGAGCUAAAGAAGAGCGCUUGCAACGUCGUGUGAUGACGCUUCACGAGUAACGUCAGAGGAAGUUAUUCCAGUAAAUUCGCGUUAACUAACAACUUAAAAUCACUGAAGCAUCAUCAACUCGAACGUUAAAACAGAGCAGUUUUUAAUCAAAGCGUCAACCUUUUUCUCACCACCACCAUGAUGAUGAUGAUGGACGAGGACCAGCCCAAGACACUGUAUGUCGGGAACCUCUCCAGGGACGUCACGGAGGCCCUCAUCCUGCAAGUGUUCUCCCAGAUCGGCCCCUGCAAGAACUGUAAAAUGAUAAUUGAUACGGCAGGAAAUGACCCGUACUGCUUUGUGGAGUUCUAUGAGAACAGACAUGCGGCUGCAGCUUUGGCUGCCAUGAACGGCAGGAAGAUCUUAGGAAAGGAUAUGAAAGUUAACUGGGCCUCAAUGCCGGGCAGUCAGAAGAAAGACACAAGCAAUCAUUUCCACGUGUUUGUCGGUGACCUGAGCCCAGAAAUCUCAACAGAUGAUGUCAGAGCAGCCUUUGCUCCGUUUGGAAAAAUAUCUGAUGCCCGUGUGGUGAAGGAUCUGGCCACGGGAAAAUCUAAAGGAUAUGGUUUCAUCUCAUUUAUUAAUAAAUGGGAUGCAGAAAAUGCUAUUCAGCAAAUGAAUGGUCAGUGGCUGGGAGGCAGACAGAUCAGAACAAACUGGGCCACAAGGAAGCCAUCAGCUCCUAAGUCAAACAAUGAAGGCAACAGCAAACACUUGUCCUAUGAGGAGGUUCUGAACCAGUCGAGUCCUAGUAACUGCACCGUCUAUUGUGGUGGCAUUGCUUCUGGCCUUUCAGAUCAGCUGAUGAGACAGACUUUCUCUCCAUUCGGGCAGAUAAUGGAGAUCAGGGUUUUCCCGGAGAAAGGCUACUCAUUUGUGAGGUUUGACUCUCAUGAGGGUGCUGCCCAUGCCAUAGUGUCUGUAAAUGGGACCUGCAUUGAGGGCCACAUUGUAAAGUGCUACUGGGGCAAAGAAACGGCUGAUGUAAGAUCCAUGCAACAGAUGCAAAUGCCCCAGAAUAAACCCACCUAUGCGGCCCAGCCUUACGGACAGUGGGGUCAGUCAUAUGGCAAUGGUCAGCAGAUGGGUCAGUAUGUGCCCAACGGCUGGCAGAUGCCCACUUACGGCGUCUAUGGGCAGGCCUGGAAUCAGCAGGGAUAUAAAUAAGUACAGAUGUGGCUGACUAAUCCCUCAGUCCAAUCAUUAAACCCCACUUCAGUGUGGAAUCUGCCCAAUGGGACUCACCAUUACACCAGUUCAGGGGUUGUUGAAAGGGCUGCAUUCAGCCCACUGUACAUUAUACGCAGACCAUUAACUUGGAAGGAAUCCUGUCUUUUUCUUUUUUUGCUGUUUUUAGGCCCCAGGAUUUUUUUUGUUUUCAGAUUUUCUUUUAAAACCUACUGCAUUUCGGGGACUUUAAUUGUCUAGUUUUGCAACAGAUGGAUUGUCUUUUCAAUGUGUUGAAUUUGCAGGCUCAAUUUAGCUCACACCUCGAAUGGUGUAGAAAGUUUGAGGUCUAAUAUACUGCACUCUUUGUAUAGAGUUCUUGUCUCUAAAACGGAUUUGUUCACAUCUUUCAUUUUUGUUUUGUCGGUAUGACUAUGCUUUUUUUUUUUUGCUUUUUUUUUUUUUUUUUUUUUACAAGAAAGUAAAAAAAUAUAUGAGAUGCGUGAUCGAAUAUCUUAAUCGAAUAUAAAAUAUUUUAUCUCAUGACGUCUAGUGAUAAAGGUAUUCUGCAUUUAUAGAGGAGAUUAUUCUGUGGCCUUGAGGUUUCAGGAACUUCUUGAAGUUUUGGACAAUUACUAAAGCUUUUAACAAGUUGUAUUAACACAGAGGUGCAGAAAACAUGCUUCCUUUUUUGUUUAAUUUAAAUGUUAGACUUAAUUUUGUAAUAUGGAAUUUUUGGCUCAAUUUUCUUUUUAGCUCAAUUUUUAAAACCAAUUUUUUUUUUUUUUUCACUUCAUGUUUUUUACAAAAUCAUGUUUUCUCAGAUCAUUUGAGGGCGUGACAGCACAGUGGCUAAUCCGCGUUAAUGGCAGUGCUGCAGCCUCUUUGUAAAGAUUUUUGUAAUUCUGUGUAAAAUGAGGUUGUGAAUUAUUUCUUUAAAUCUUGUAAAUUCAGGGUUUGUUUAACAUCUGUAAUGUAACGAUGCAUGAUUAUUCUGAGCUCUGUUCUUGUUACGGUCUCUUGUAAAACCCAUAAAAACGUGUUCAUUACGA